This is a messenger RNA of Apis dorsata (giant honeybee), 2861 nucleotides long. Its product is annotated as piwi-like protein Siwi. The transcript is spliced from 10 exons. The coding region runs from base 64 to 2784 and encodes 906 amino acids. The record is from RefSeq and is a predicted model, not a curated record. Gene Ontology annotation, molecular function: protein binding; piRNA binding. Gene Ontology annotation, cellular component: P granule. Lineage: Eukaryota; Metazoa; Arthropoda; Insecta; Hymenoptera; Apidae. Gene Ontology annotation, biological process: regulatory ncRNA-mediated gene silencing.
AAGGUGUGAAUUAAUUUGUUCAAUAUUUUUUUGUAUUGUGAAUUGUAAGAUUCUAAAUCAAUUAUGGCUGAUCGGGGCCGGGGUAGAAGUCGAGGACGAGGAAGAGGUCAAGAUGAUAGAAAACAAGCUCCUGGACAACAACAACAACAACAACAACAACCUCCACAGCAACCUCAAGCAAGUGCUUGGGCUCGUAGACCUGGUCCUCCUCAGCCACAACCAGGACCAUCUUCACAAACACCAUAUUCAAGAUCUUCAGCACCAGCACAGAGCACAAUUUAUCCAAAGGUAAAAGGAAUAGAUAAGAGUGCUGGAAGAGCCACUCAAAGAUUAGGCCCUAAAGGAGAUGGUGGUCCAGGGCAUAAAGAAGAAAGUGCUCCUGAAGCAAUGGAAGUUAGUGGGGAAGUAGCUGCUGGAGGAGGAGAUGCAGCAGCACAGUUGGGAAGAGGUGCUAUGCGAGGUAGACGUAUGAUACCAUCAACUCCAGAAAAUAUACAAACUAGACCAGAGAAUUUAAUAACUAAACAAGGUACUACUGGAAGUAGUGUAAUGCUACAAGCAAACUAUUUUAAAUUGCUUGCCACAACUGAUUGGUGUUUAUAUCAAUAUCGAAUUGAUUUUGCACCGGAUGAAGAUCGCACUGCGGUUCGUAAAGGAUUACUUAAACUUCAUAAAGAAGCUUUAGGAGCAUAUGUUUUUGAUGGAACUGUUAUGUAUUCUAGUAGACGUUUACAAGAUAAAAUGGAAAUUUGGUCUAGGAGGACAUCAGAUGAUGCCACAAUCAGAAUUACCAUACGUCUUGUUGGAGAAAUGGAAAGAGUAGACCAACGUUAUCUUCAAUUUUUCAAUAUAAUUAUGCGAAAAUGUUUAGCUCUAUUAAAUCUUCAGCUUGUAGGACGCGAUUAUUUUGAUGCACAUAGUAAAGUAGAAGUACGUGAUUUUAGAUUGGAACUUUGGCCUGGUUAUCUCACAUCUAUAAGACAACAUGAGAAUAGUAUUCUUAUGUGUGCUGAAAUCAUACAUAAAGUCAUGCGUCAGCAAACUUUAUUAGAUAUAUUAAAUGAAUGUUACGAUCAUGAUAAGAAUGAUUAUAAGACUUUAUUUGAAAAUCAAGUUAUUGGUUUAGUUGUACUUACUGAUUACAACAAUAAUACAUAUCGUAUAUCAGAUGUGGAUUUUGAUUCAAGUCCUAAUUCAACUUUUCAAUUAAGAACCGGUGAAAAAAUAACUUAUAGAGACUAUUAUAGAAAUAAAUAUCAAAUCCCUAUUGAUAACAUCUCUCAACCAAUGCUUGUAACGAGAUUAAAACCAAGAGAACGUCGUGCUGGUCAAGCCGAAUUAGUAUAUCUUGUUCCGGAACUUUGUCGUGCAACAGGUUUAACUGAUGCUAUGAGAGACAAUUUCCAUUUAAUGCGUACAUUGGCAGAAUAUACACGUGUAUCUCCCGCGGCACGUAUAGAUAAAUUAAUGGUCUUUAAUAGGAGACUUCGCGAUAAACCAUCUAUAGUAAAAGAAUUAAAUGAAUGGAAUUUACAUCUUGAUGAAAGACUAGUUGAUGUACCAGCACGAUUUUUACAACCAGAAAAAAUUGUAUUGGGAAGUGGACGAACGGUUUCUGCGGGCCAAUUUGCCGAUUGGACCCGUGAAUUACAUAAUAAGCCAUUGUAUAACAUUGCUCGAUUGACUAAUUGGGUAGUAAUUUGCAUGACUCGUAUGAGACGCGAUGUCGAGAGAUUCAUACAAACGCUUAAAGAAUCUGCAUCUGGAAUGGGUUUUAGAAUUGACAAUCCAAGACUUUGGGAUGUUGCUGAUGAUCGAUCCAACACUUAUUCUGAUACUCUCGAAAGAGUAAUGAGUACUAGUAAUCCAGAAUUAAUCUUUUGUGUAGUAUCGAAUAAUCGAGCCGAUAGAUAUAGUGCAAUAAAAAAGAAAUGUACUCAUGAUAGACCAGUAGCUUCACAAGUUUUCCUUGCAAAAAAUCUCUCGAAUAAAGGUAUAAGAUCGAUUGCUACAAAAGUAGCAAUUCAAUUAAAUUGUAAAUUGGGUGGUGCUCCAUGGAGCGUUGAAUUACCACCGAUUAAUUUAAUGGUAGUUGGUUAUGACGUAUGUCAUGAUCCUGCUGAUAAAAGCCGUGAUUUUGGUGCAAUGGUAGCAUCAUUGGAUAGAAGUUUGACAAGAUAUUAUAGUUCAGUAGCUGCUCAUACUACAGGAGAAGAACUUUCAGACGAGUUUGGAGAAAGUCUCGAAAAAGCUGUGCUAUGCUACAGACAAGUGAACAAAAUUUUACCCUCACACAUUGUGAUAUAUCGUGAUGGUGUAGGUGAGGGUCAGGUACCAUAUGUAUAUAAACAUGAAGUAGAUGAUAUAAGGGCCAAAUUAAACAAACUUUAUGGUGAUCCUAGUACCAUUAAAUUGGCAUUUGUAAUAGUUACGAAACGAAUUAAUACUCGCUUAUUCUAUAAUCAAAAUAAUCCUCCGCCUGGUACAGUGGUCGAUGAUGUUGUUACUAAUCCAUUAAGAUACGAUUUCUUUAUUGUAUCUCAAAGUGUACGACAGGGUACGGUAACACCAUGCGCAUACAAUGUAAUAGCUGAUUCUACUGGUUGGAGAGCCGAUCAGAUGCAAAGAAUGACUUACAAGUUAUGUCAUAUGUAUUAUAAUUGGUCUGGUACCGUUAGAGUACCUGCGCCUUGCCAAUAUGCUCACAAACUUGCUUUUUUGGUUGCACAGUUUGUGCGUCGUCCACCAUCUUCAAGGAUGCAGAGUUUAUUAUAUUACUUGUAAUCAUUCCUUGUUCCUAAUACACAAAUUAAGAUAUAUAGAUUAAGUAUAAAACGUAUUUUAUAUAUGCAAACUGUUUU